AUGUCAGCGAUACCUCGCCAAAGAAAUUUUAAUGAUGAUAGUUUGCGUUUAGAGGCACUGACUCACAAAUCUUUUCAUUACGAAAACCCUUCAACCGGUCCUCACAACGAACGGUUAGAAUUCUUGGGUGAUUCCAUCGUCUCUUUUGUUGUAGCUAACUACUUGUUCGGUCGUUUCCCUCAUUUCAAAGAGGGGCAGCUUACUUUACUACGAUCCAAUCUAGUAUGUAAGAAAAAAUUGGCACAUUUUGCUCUCCAACUUGGCCUGGAUACAGAUAUCCGGCUAGGUGUUGGGGCUCUGAGAAACGGUGGAAGAACUAGUGAAAAAGUUUUGGAAGAUGCAUUUGAAGCAUAUAUUGGCGCAGUAUUUCUUGAUUCCGGUUCGAGCUUGUUUGCUGUUCAGGAGUUCAUGGAACCUUUAUUAUCUCCAGCGGUUAAUGAGUUGACCCGUUCCCUGCAGACUACGACGCUAACACAACAAGAUAUUUCAAAAACCGAUUCUUCAAUCGGAGUGGAAUCCCCUGAUCAUGUUCUACAUUCGGAUCUCCAAGACCCAAUCAAUAAACUGCAAACUUGGUCCCAACGUAGGGGAUUAGGCAUUCCGGUUUACAAACCUUACGGUGAAGUUGUUAACGAACAUAAUGGAAAUUUUACCGUCGGGGUUCUUAUCAAUGGCAGAUAUUACGGGCGUGGCAAGGCACGUAACAAAAAGGAUGCCAAAAAGGAAGCCGCCAUCAAUGCCCUUAAAUAUGUCACAUCAAAUGUAAACUUUAACCCCGGAGUAUUUAAACAAGUCACGACAAACAUCAACAAUGGAAUAAAAACAAUGCGAAAUGAAAUCCCUCCAAAUGUUUACCGAUCCAAUUCCGUGUCUUUGAAAAAUGGUCCCAUUAAUUCACGUACUGCAACUCACCCUAACAGACGAAGAUUUAAUUAG
Molecule: messenger RNA, 936 nt
Organism: Acaulospora morrowiae
Lineage: Eukaryota; Fungi; Glomeromycota; Glomeromycetes; Diversisporales; Acaulosporaceae
Source: the annotation of a GenBank genome assembly